CUAAUUGUCAAUGACUGUUGACCAAGAAAAGUAAUUUCCUUCCUCGUUGCUUGUUUAAUUGUUUAUUGUAAAAUUCAAUGUUAAUUUGAAGAAGUGAUAGUAUACCUUAGUCGAAUUCAAUGUUAUUAAGUGUUUAAGAAUAAAUAAACAAUGGCCCGCGGAGAAAGAGGUGUCGCUAGAGUUUUGGAAAAACUUGAAGCAUCCGUAAAUGCGGGUCAAUACUAUGAAGCACAUCAAAUGUACAGAACUCUUUAUUUUAGAUACUUAAAUCAAAAGAAGUACGGUGAUUUGCUACAGUUGUUACACAGUGGUGCAAACAUUUUGUUAGGAUGUGAUCAGCAAGGUAGUGGUACAGAUUUGGCGAUACUUCUUUUAGAUGUACUCACAAAAUCGCAGAUAAAACCAUGUGAAGAAUGGAUUGAAAAAAUUGCUCAACUCUUUGCUAAGAUGAAACCAAAUGUUGUGGAGAGGGACACCUUUUUGAUUAAUGCAGUAAAGUGGUCAAUGGAUAAAAAUAAGAGAGGCCAUCCUUUACUCCAUAAGAGUAUUGCAGAAGUAUACUGGCAGGAAAAGAAGUUAACAUCUGCUUAUAGGCAUUUUUUACAUUCAAAUGAUGGUGUUGCAUUUGCUACCAAAUUGAUAGAAUUACAUAUAACCAAAGGAUUUAAAUCAGAAAUUGCUAUGUUUAUAGCUCAGGCAGUGCUUCAAAUACUUUGUUUGAAAAAUAAGGAAAUGGCUCAUGAGGCUUUCAAGGAAUAUACAAGGUCUCAUCCAAAUUUAAAUGAGAGAGUUCCACCAUUUCAAUAUCCAUUACUAAAUUUUUUAUACUUGCUUCUUAAAGUUCUUGAUCAAAAAAAUGCUAUGAAAUUUUUAAUGCUACGUAAAAGUUAUGAUAAAUUUCUUAAACGUGACCCUCGCUACUUGGGCUACUUAGACACAAUUGCCCGUGUCUGGUUUGGAAUUUCUGCCCCAGGGAAUCGUAGGAACCCUAAUUCAAUGUUAGGUGGAAUAAUAAAGUCAAUGCUUGGGGAUAUUGACAGUUCUGAUGAAGAUGGCAGUAAUUUGGCAAACAAAACCCAAGUCCCUGACUUAGAUUAAACUUUGUUUUUUGAUAGUCUGUUUUCUGUAUAUAAUUAUGCUGGUGAAAGUUUUAGUUUUCAAAAUGAAAUUUUAUUUUUGACAAAAUAAUUUAAACACAUUGGAAAGUAUAUAAAUGCACCAACUACAUCUGAUUUUUUUGAAAUAAUUUCCUGUACUGAACAUCUUACAAAUAAUAAACCAUUUAAUUCGUUUUUGAGCCCAUUUUUACUAAACUCACAUAAAGUUACUAAUACAGAUGCCAAAAUGGAUUUACAGUAAAGGAAACUACUAAUCUUUGUAUAUUAAUUAAUUUAAUAAUCUAAAUACUAACCAUAAAAUAAUAGUUAUUUUGGAAUGAUAGGUGUUCCACCAACCAUGACCUGUGAUUUAAAAUAUCUGUAUGUUAAACAUCUUCAAUUGUAAGGCAUGUAAUGUCUCUCGUAAAUGUUUUUAGUUUCAAUGUUCUUUUAAGAAGUUCAAAUUUAAUAUUUCGUGUCUUUAAAUCUAGUGCUUGUCUCACAAUAAAUUUGUUAAAAUCAAUGACAUCAGGAUGGUUUAAAAACUCAUCAACAUUCAUCCACUUACAAGCUUUGAUUUCUAAUUCUGAUUUAGUGAUUAUAUCCGAGGUAGCUUUUAACAAAAUAAUAACAUAAAUGUCAGAAUUCCCAAACAUAGCAUUAUGUGUGUGUCUUAAGGUGACCAUAGAUUCAAAAAUUGUAUCAACAUCAGUUUCCUCCUUUACUUCUCUUAUUGCAGCAUCUUUUAUGUCUUCACCUAAAAAGAAAUAACUUUAAAUUAUAAUAAUUCCUUGGUUUUUAUGUUUGCAUAAAAAGCCAUCUUAUACCUCUCUCCACAUAUCCACCAGGUAAUUUCCAAUGUGGAUGUUCAAAAUGUUUCUCCAUUACAACCAGUAUUUCAUUUUUGUUAUUUACCACUAGACCACCCACUCCUAAGUUUGUAUGACAUGUAGGUGGUAAAUUUGCUGGUCUAUCUUGUGGGAGCCAUUUGAACAUCAUAACGAAGUCAAUUCUAGCAUGAUGAAAGUUGAAACCCUCCUGUAAUUGUACAAAUAAAAUAUAGUAAAACACAA
Pieris brassicae (large cabbage white) is the source of this 2170-nucleotide messenger RNA. RefSeq names its product Golgi to ER traffic protein 4 homolog. The coding region runs from base 151 to 1098 and encodes 315 amino acids. Gene Ontology annotation, molecular function: protein binding. Gene Ontology annotation, biological process: protein insertion into ER membrane. NCBI's taxonomy places the organism in Eukaryota, Metazoa, Arthropoda, Insecta, Lepidoptera, Pieridae. Gene Ontology annotation, cellular component: BAT3 complex; cytosol. The transcript is spliced from 4 exons. The record is from RefSeq and is a predicted model, not a curated record.